ACCUCCCCUUCUCUUUCCUCACUGACAACCCCCACCCCCAUCCCAGCAUUUGGACCCCCUCCCGCUCCUCCCUUGGCCCCUCCCUGAGCCCUCCCACGGUCUCCCACCCGGCAUGGGACUGCGUCAUAAGUAUCCCCAGACCUGGGCUUGCAGCUGCCUAAGACAGACGAGGGAGAAAGUAGGUCCUGCUAGGGUUAGCGCGAUCUCUUUACAACCUGUAGCCCGGGACGCUGAUUUGAGCCACGCCUUACCACCAAGCCCAAAGAUUCACUAUGGUGAAAAUUGCCUUCAAUACACCUACGGCGGUGCAAAAAGAGGAGGCGCGGCAAGACGUGGAGGCCCUUGUAAACCGCACGGUCCGAGCUCAAAUCUUGACCGGCAAGGAGCUACAAGUUGCCACCCAGGAAAAAGAGGGCUCCUCUGGGAGAUGCAUGCUUACUCUCUUAGGCCUUUCAUUCAUCUUGGCAGGACUUAUUGUUGGUGGAGCCUGCAUUUACAAGUACUUCAUGCCCAAGAGUACCAUCUACCGUGGAGAGAUGUGCUUCUUUGAUUCUGAGGACCCUGCAAAUUCCCUUCGAGGAGCAGAGCCCUACUUCUUGCCUGUGACUGAGGAGGCUGACAUUCGAGAGGAAGACAAUGUUGCAAUCAUUGAUGUGCCUGUCCCCAGUUUCUCUGAUAGUGAUCCUGCAGCAAUUAUUCAUGACUUUGAAAAAGGCAUGACUGCUUACUUGGACUUGCUGCUGGGGAACUGCUAUCUGAUGCCCCUCAAUACCUCUGUUGUUCUGCCUCCAAAGAAUUUAAUGGAGUUCUUCGGCAAACUGGCUAGUGGCAAAUACUUGCCUCACACUUAUGUUGUUCAUGAAGACCUGGUUGCUGUGGAAGAGAUUCGUGAUGUUAGUAACCUUGGCAUCUUUAUUUACCAACUUUGCAACAAUCGCAAGUCCUUCCGCCUUCGUAGAAGAGACCUCUUGCUGGGUUUCAACAAACGUGCCAUUGAUAAGUGUUGGAAGAUUAGACACUUCCCCAAUGAAUUUAUUGUUGAGACCAAGAUCUGUCAAGAGUGAGAGGCAACAGAAAAAGAGUAUCCUCCUAAUAAGAAGUUAGAGAUUUACAAUAUGACUUCAACAUUAAAGGUGUAGGAUACUCAUAUUUACUCAUGCAUAUACUCUAUUGCUUAUGCCAAAAAAAGAAGGAAAUAAAAACUACUAACCACUGCAAGUUCUUGUCAAUUUUUAGUUUAAUUGACAUUGCUUGUUGUUUGAAAUUGAAAUUAAAUGAUUCUGUGUUUUUCUUUUUAAUUUAUAGGGUUUAGGCUUCUGAAAGUAGCAUGAAUAUGUCAUCUAACAUCCUGACAAUAAAUUCCAUCCUUUGUGUAUGUGUUUUUAAGUAAGCUCUUCACUCAAUCAUAUGGUAAACCAUGUUUUAAAUUUAAAAUAUUUAAAAUUAUUUCUGAAUGUUUUGUGUAAAACAUGUCAAAUCUCUUAACAUUGUUUUGUUUUAUUUUUCAUUUUAUACAACUUUCCUGAAUUUAGAAAUUAUCUUUGCAUUUCUGUUAGGUGCUCUGUAAUAGAUCUGAUUUACAUGUAAAAAAUUUUCAUGAAGAAGUCAUUUUCACAAAUGCAGUGAUUCUAUCUCACUAAUAUCCAUAUUGUGAAAUCCAUAAAACUGUACAAGUGUUGAGGAAUUUAGGUUGUAUUAAUUCUACAACCCUAUAAUAAAUUUUACCCUAGUCAA
This is a messenger RNA of Leptonychotes weddellii (Weddell seal), 1734 nucleotides long. RefSeq names its product integral membrane protein 2A (gene ITM2A). Gene Ontology annotation, cellular component: Golgi apparatus; extracellular exosome; plasma membrane. Gene Ontology annotation, molecular function: amyloid-beta binding. The record is from RefSeq and is a predicted model, not a curated record. Lineage: Eukaryota; Metazoa; Chordata; Mammalia; Carnivora; Phocidae. Gene Ontology annotation, biological process: negative regulation of amyloid precursor protein biosynthetic process.